AUGUGUUUAGUCAAGACUACAGCUCAUUUGCUUUUUUAUUCCUUUGUAUUUGGAGGAACGACCUUUUAUUCCUAUGUAGCUUCUCCAAUCGCAUUCAAAGUGCUUGAAAAGGACCAAUUUUCUGCUUUGCAAAAUAAAAUCUUCCCAUAUUUUUUUCAAAUGCAAGCUGCAUCACCUGUCGUUCUGGCUCUUACUGCUCCUAUUGCUUUGACAACCGGACCAUUAUCUUCUUUGGUAGUAGCAUCCGUCAGUGGGCUAACCAAUUUAUUUUGGCUGUUGCCCUGGACCCAUAGAGUUAAAGAACAAAGAAAAGAUAUUGCCAAGAAAUACACAGGCGAUGAAUUGGAAGCAAAGGAUGCUGUGCUUCGUAAAGAAUUCGGCAAGUCGCACGGAUUGAGUCUUUUGUUCAAUCUUUCUAAUGUUUGUGGGAUGCUUGCGUACGGUGUAUGUUUGUCAGGAGGUUUAUUAAGAAAAAUUCCAAAAUAG
Messenger RNA from Saccharomyces paradoxus, 486 nucleotides. RefSeq names its product Tmh18p (gene TMH18). The transcript has 2 exons. The record is from RefSeq and is a predicted model, not a curated record. Lineage: Eukaryota; Fungi; Ascomycota; Saccharomycetes; Saccharomycetales; Saccharomycetaceae. The coding region runs from base 1 to 486 and encodes 161 amino acids.